Messenger RNA from Dufourea novaeangliae, 1336 nucleotides. Its product is annotated as coiled-coil domain-containing protein 94. The transcript is spliced from 2 exons. The coding region runs from base 192 to 1271 and encodes 359 amino acids. The record is from RefSeq and is a predicted model, not a curated record. Gene Ontology annotation, biological process: mRNA splicing, via spliceosome. Lineage: Eukaryota; Metazoa; Arthropoda; Insecta; Hymenoptera; Halictidae. Gene Ontology annotation, cellular component: U2-type catalytic step 1 spliceosome.
CAAUAAAGAAAACUUAGACUUAUAUUGUAGAAUAGAAGUUUAGGACACGAAGUCCCGUAAGGUGAAAGUGUAUCUUAUACAUCAUCUGUGCUUGUAGAUAUACUUAACCUAAAGUAACCGAUACAUCGUCUUAUGUUUAUGAUUUGAAGCAAAUAUUUACAUUGGUAAUUUUAUCCAGUUAAUCCAGCAAAAUGUCGGAGCGAAAAGUUCUAAACAAAUAUUAUCCACCGGACUUUGAUCCGUCUAAAAUUCCUCGUAUGAAAUUGGCCCGAAAUAGGCAGUAUACUGUACGUUUGAUGGCUCCUUUCAACAUGAGAUGCAAAACUUGUGGAGAGUACAUUUACAAAGGAAAGAAAUUUAAUGCCCGCAAAGAAGAUGUUGAAGGUGAUGACUAUUUAGGAAUACGAAUUUAUAGGUUUUACAUAAAGUGCACAAGAUGUCUUCAAGAGAUAAGUUUUAAGACAGAUCCCAAGAAUACAGAUUAUGAGAUCGAAGCAGGUGCUACGAGGAAUUUUAUGGCCCUAAAAUUGGCAGAAGAGCAAGCGCAGAGGGAAGAAGAUGAAGAAAAGGAGGAGGAAGCCACCAAUCCUAUGAAACUGUUAGAAAAAAGAACAUUACAAUCAAAACAAGAAUUAGAAUUGUUGGAGUCUUUGGAGGAAUUGAAAGACUUGAAUCGUAGACAGCAAACUAUUGAUUAUGAUCAAAUGUUGGAACAGUUUGAUACAGAAGCAGCCAAACUAAGAACAGAGAAAGAACAAGAGGAAUAUGAUGAAGAAUAUAUCAGAUCAGUGUUUGGCAAGAAACAAACAGAUGGAGUUAUCGUAGAAGAAGAAAUUGUUGAAUUAGAUGAAAAUAAAAGUGUUGAACCUCCAAAGAAGACAAUGAAAACAAGUAAAAAUAAAGAAGAGAGUAGUAGCAUUACAAGGACAAAUAAAGAAAGUGUAAGUACACCUGUGUCUAUAAAAACAUCUGAUGCAUCAUUUUGGUCUGAAAGUGCAGGAUCAUCGUCAAACAAAAAAAACUUAUUAGGAAUAGUUAAAAGAAAAACAAACUUAGGAGUUAAAGUGAAUUCAAAUUCUUCACAUAGUAGUACAGUGGAAAAAGAACAAAGUAGAACUGAAAAAGAAACAGGUACUUCUACUCAAGGAAAAAGUAAUAGUGACACAGAGACCAACAGAUCUGGAAAGAUAGAUAGUUCAUCAGGCAAUACUCACAAUGCUCUAUCCCUAUUAGGAGCUUACUCUGACAGCAGUGAUAACGAUAGUAAUUAAUGCAGUCUUCAGUAUUGUACAUAGAAUUCAAUUUUAUAAAGUUUAUUAUAAAAUAAACUUUACCU